This is a messenger RNA of Sphenostylis stenocarpa, 1197 nucleotides long. Lineage: Eukaryota; Viridiplantae; Streptophyta; Magnoliopsida; Fabales; Fabaceae. The record is from the annotation of a GenBank genome assembly.
AUGGCCUCUCAUUCUCCCAAGAGAAAAGGCCCUUAUCUUAAUGUACUAUCCCAACUCUCCCUCCUUGUAAUUAUCAUCUCCUUCGUCAACCCUUCACAUCAAGCAGAACACCAUUCUCCCCCUCUCCCCCCUCUAAACCCAAGGCUUUCCAAAGCUUACGUAGCACUCCAAGCAUGGAAACACAAAAUCACAUCAGAUCCUAAGAACUUCACCUUAAACUGGUGUGGCCCCAAUGUUUGCAGCUACACUGGGAUAUACUGUGCACCUGCCCCAGAUGACCCUCACAUCUAUACUGUUGCUGGAGUUGACCUAAACCAUGCAACCAUAUCUGGUUCCUUGCCAGAAGAACUAGGUCUCUUAACUGACCUAGCACUUUUCCACAUAAACUCCAACCGCUUCUGUGGCUCACUCCCCAAUAGCUUCAACCAGCUGAAUCUCCUCCAUGAACUAGACAUUAGUAACAACAAAUUCUCAGGACCAUUCCCCGAGGUUCUUCUCUGCAUCUCUUCGUUAAAAUACUUGGACAUCAGAUUCAAUGACUUCUAUGGCAACAUUCCCUCGCGCCUCUUCGACCUUAAACUCGAUGCCCUUUUCAUCAACAACAACAACUUCAAAUUCUCCCUACCUGAGAAUUUCGGGAACAGCCCUGUUUCUGUUGUUGUGUUUGCAAACAAUGACCUCAAGGGGUGUCUCCCUCCGAGUUUGACCAAAAUGAAGGGUACCCUUAACGAGAUUAUCAUCACCAACAGUGGUUUAACGGGUUGUUUGCCUAGUGAGAUAGGGGAUUUGGACAAAGUGACAGUGUUUGAUGUGAGCUUCAACAAACUGGUUGGAGAUUUGCCCGAGUCUUUGGGGAAAAUGAAGAAGUUGGAACAGUUGAAUGUGGCGCAUAACAUGUUUUCUGGCGCGAUUCCCGAGAGUGUGUGCAUGUUACCGAGGUUGGAGAAUUUCACAUAUUCGUAUAACUACUUCUGCAGUGAGUCACCAGUCUGUCACAAGUUGAAGGACAAGGAUGAUACCAAGAAUUGCAUUCCUUAUAGGCCAUUGCAAAGGACACCUGAUGAGUGUGCAGCUUUUUAUAAAUAUCCCGUUCAUUGUAGUGCCUUCGGUUGCACAAUGCUGCCGCCUCCACCACCUCCGCCGCCGCCACCUCCGCCUCCACCACCUCCUCCUCCUCCGCCACCGGCAACAUACUAA